UUUUUUUCCGAGCUCAGAAAGCAACACCAUGGGUUGUGUUUCUUCCAAUCUCUUCAACCAUGACGAUGACUUCUCCCAGAUCGGCAGCUCCGCCUUGAGCCACCACAUCGUCUCCCUCACCUCCUCCACCUACGGCCUCCUCACACUCGACCCUCCCCCUUCCUCCACCUCUACCCCCCUCACCCCACCUCCCCGCUUCACAUUCGGCUCCAUCUUCCCGGCCCCCCUCUCCGAGCCCAGGUCCCUCUGGUCCGACCCGAAGCCCCUCCGGUCCGACCCCGAAGUCAUUAACUCAUGGGAGCUCAUGGACGGCCUCGACGCCGAAAGCUUCCGCUUCUCGCCUCUUCCGCCGCCCAAGCCGUUCUCGAUCCGGACCCCGAGAACCGCGGAUCAAGAGAACUCCAACCCGAACCGGGUUAGCCGGUCUGUCUUGGACCGGUUCGAGAGGAUAUGCCCUCCGGGCGGAGAGAGCAAGGUCGUGCUAUAUACGACGUCGUUGCGGGGAGUUCGGAAGACUUUCGAGGCGUGUAAUGCGGUGCGGUCGGCGGUCGAGAAUCUCGGAGUGAUGGUCUGCGAGCGUGACGUGUCGAUGGAUCGGGGGUUCCGGGAAGAGCUGAGCGAUUUGAUGGAGGGGAAAGACAAAGAGGCGGCGGUGCCGCCCAGGUUGUUUGUCAAGGGAAGAUAUGUGGGUGGAUCCGAGCAAGUUUUGAAGAUCGUGGAGGAGGGUUUGUUGGGUCAGAUUCUAGAUGGGCUGCCCAAGAAGCGGGCCGGGUCGGUUUGCGAAGGGUGCGGGGAAGCCAAGUUCUUGCCGUGUUUUCAGUGCAAUGGGAGCUCCAAGAUGGUGCUGGUGGUGAAGGAGGAGGCGGUGGGGAUGAGAGGAGGAGGCGCCGGCACGGUGGUGGUGAGGUGUCCCGAGUGUAAUGAGAAUGGGUUGGUGCUUUGCCCUAUUUGUAGCUGAUUGCUCGAAUCUAACCUUCUGCUGCUGUGUUUUGUAAGAUGUUUCUGAAGAGACUCUUCUUGAGUUUCUGGAAAUAUAAUGCUUAUGUGUCUCCUGUUUUUGUAUGUUUAUAUAUGUAUGUUGUGGUUUGGGAA
Molecule: messenger RNA, 1092 nt
Organism: Argentina anserina (silverweed cinquefoil)
Lineage: Eukaryota; Viridiplantae; Streptophyta; Magnoliopsida; Rosales; Rosaceae
Exons: 1
Coding region: 29-958 (309 amino acids)
Source: RefSeq, a predicted model, not a curated record